AUGGCUGUUCCUCAGAAGAGGCUAUCAGAAGCAGCGGUGGCAGUCUCUAAAAUCCUCUCCGACCAUGGAAUUAAACAUGGCGUUUUUGGCGGUUGGGCGGUGAAUGUCCUCGGCGGUAAUCGGGCCACUAAAGAUAUCGAUUUAAUGGCAGCAAUUGGAAAAGACGAACUUUGGCAGCUGAUGGAAGGUCGAAUAGGUUGGGUGAAGAUCCCAAACAUGAGAGAAGAUUAUGCUCCUUUCUUUUGGGAUGAUGCCUUGCAGAGACCUGUUCUUGUUGAGAUAUUCAUAGGUGACCACCACCAUCUCAGUUAUCGAAUAUCCUUCUUAAAACUUGUAGGUUCAACAGCCUCACCCGCAAAUACUGAAAACGCACGUCGAGCGAUGCGAGUUGUUGACACUCAGACCGUAUUGAUAGACAAUGAGCCGGUUCAGCUCCUUGCCAUAGUCUCAAUUUUCAAGGGCAAGCUCCAUGCCGCAGCUGACCGGGCUAAAGUUUCGGAUGCAAUGGACCUAAAGCACCUUCUAAGCAAAUAUGCGGAACACCUUCGACCGCACGCUACAAGUAUUAAUCUCCGAGACGUUGGUAAAGCCGUGAGAAGGUAUCCCGAGCUCUCUGAGCCACUCUCUUCAGUUGGAAUUGAUGUAUUUCAAGCGCAGGAAAUACAAUCGGACGAGGUAACAUGGAUGAGUCCACCUACUUAUAAUGUUCAGAAGGGCAUCAUGGAGUAA
Molecule: messenger RNA, 729 nt
Organism: Uncinocarpus reesii 1704
Lineage: Eukaryota; Fungi; Ascomycota; Eurotiomycetes; Onygenales; Onygenaceae
Exons: 1
Coding region: 1-729 (242 amino acids)
Source: RefSeq, a predicted model, not a curated record